UGUUAGCCUGGUUGGAUGCAGGGAUUUUCUGGAUCCUACCUUACAUGGAGGCAGGCAGAUAACGCGAGCGCUGUGUGGGAAAUAAUCAUGGAUGUUGCAUUGAAUGAUAUCUGAACACAACGGUGCUUUCCCGUUGAAAAAUACCAAGUGGGCUCGCUGUGUGAACGACGGGAUUUUCUCCCUCGGACGACUGGACUGGUCUCCAAAAUCAAGUUGCUGUAGUGGAGAGGAAGCUAGCUGUCAAGACAGCCACAUCAGCACCGCUGAUACUAGCCAACUACAUUAGCAUCAGUAUUUCAUUAUGGCUGACAGUAUCAUGAGUAAGGCUGCAACCAUGGAGAUCCCCAUUAACAGCAAUGGAGACACAGGGACUCUGCCUGAGGAUGACAGCCUGGAGCAGGAUUUGCAGCAAGUCAUGGUGUCAGGACCCAACCUGAAUGAAACCAGCAUCGUCUCAGGAGGUUAUGGAGGCCCUGCAGGGGGCAUCAUUCCUACCAGCAGCAUCAAAGGCCCUGCAGUUCGCUUCAACCCUGAGUAUCUGGACAGAAGACGAGCCCCUGCACCAGGACCAGACAUUCGCAUGAAAUCCAGGGGUGUUAGCUUGCCUAACAGCCAGUCUGCAGCCGGUCGACUUUCCCAACAGGCAGACCAGCAUCCAGGAUCAUCGAACCAUAACUUGAGUAAUUCAACUGAGGAAGUUUCUCGGGGUGUCGCUGUUGAGAAGUUGGACAGUGUAAAGAAAUGGGGCAUAAACACAUAUAAGUGUACAAAGCAGAUGUUCUCCGAGAGGUUUGGGCGAGGCUCCCGAACAGUCGACCUGGAGCUGGAGGCUCAGAUUGACUUGUUAAGAGACACCAAGAGCAAGUACGAAAACAUCCUGAGACUGGCCACUGCACUCAUCACUCAUUUUCAAAGCAUGGUGGAGACUCAACAGGCUCUGGGCGACACCUUCACUGACCUCAGCCAGAAGUCCCCUGAGCUGCAGGAUGAGUUCGGGUACAACGCAGAAACACAAAAGCUGUUGUGUAAGAAUGGUGAGGCUCUGCUCGGUGCCAUUAGCUUCUUCGUGUCAAGCAUCGACACCUUGGUCAACAAAACAAUGGACGAUACGCUGAUGACCAUCAGGCAUUAUGAAAACGCAAGACUAGAGUUUGAUGCCUAUCGGUCUGAUAUGGAGGAGCUGAGUUUGGGCCCGAGGGAUGCGGCUACCAUGGUCCGCAUCGAAAUGGCUCAGCAUGACUAUCAGAUCCACAGAGACAAAUUUGAAAGGCUGCGUAGUGAUGUCACCAUCAAGCUCAAAUUUCUGGAGGAAAAUAAGGUGAAGGUGAUGCACAAGCAGCUGCUUCUCUUCCACAAUGCUAUCUCAGCUUAUUUUGCUGGCAACCAGCAGCAGUUGGAACAAACUCUCAUACAGUUCAACGUGAAGUUAAAGCCGCCAGGAUCAGACAAGCCGUCCUGGCUGGAGGAGCAGUAGUGAAGACGUGCAAGGUUCAGCCGUUUGAGAUAUACAGAGACACAUUGAUCAGUGACCAUUGUGGUUAGAGGGACAAGGAUUAAACCCAUAAAGGAAGAUACUGUAGGAUCAGUAGCUGCCAGUGAUAAAAGAAAAAAACAUGACCCAUCCCUUUUAUAAUGUUUUUCAGUAUCACUUAUUACAUAGAUGUAACAACAUUUUUGGUUAUGAGAUGUUUUUGUUAGUCACACAUGUACUUUUUAUUACUUUCUUUAGGCAAAGCACCCGUUUAUAAGAUAUCACUUCUUAUUUAUGUACAGUGUCGUCUUCUAUUUCUGUAGAAACCCUCGGCAGUUUUGCACAUGAAUUAUGUUGUUGUUGUUUUUUUAUGUGUUAAAAAGUGUUAUCUAUAAUAUAUACUGAGUGCAUCACAUUGGAGGAAUUCAAGGAAUGUCAAACAUGUCAUGAAAUCGCCUCAGAAAUGUCUGUUAUUUCUGAGGUUGCAUGUCUGAACCAUUUCCUCUAAAUUAAAUCAAGAUCAGAUCGUCAGACAAUCUUCCAAAGUUAAGCAGAUUUCAUUAUUGCUUUGUUGAAGAUCUGUCUGAAUGGCCAGUUUCGGCUUGACAUGGCCAGAGGGAAAUAUAUCAAGUGUGAAUGUAAGGAUUUUCUCAUCAGAUAUGUUCUUACUGAUAAUCAAGCACAGGCACCACUAUGUGUCUGGUGGACUUCAGAGUUUACAAAUGGAAAUAAGCCUCAACAGGAGAUGCCACACUUCUGUUCGACAUCGAUCCAUGGUAGGGAUGCUUUGGUGACACAUUCAGUAAUUUAAUUAUCAUGAAACAAAUCAAUAAAUCAAACUGCAUUACAUAUCGAAAGUUUAAAUGACGGGAAAAUUACAAAUUCCUGUGAGACUCAUUUCUGACGUCUUUUUUUUUUUUUUACUUAACGGUGAAAGGAAAUUCUGAACACGACACCACAUCCAGUCUACGUUACAUUAUAAGUCUCAGCGUCUCCUCAAGUGCAGAAUGUAAGAGUAUAUUUAUUUACCAAUCUGUUAAUAAUGUCAUAUUUCUUUGUCCAUUCCUCUUCAGUUGUUGUCAUCUGAUUGUCCUUGUCUUGUUCUGCAUUUCCAAUAAAGUGCUGGAUGUUGUUUUCCCCUGACUGUGCAGCUGACACAGAUCUCAGUUGGAGAAUUGAUGCGCUCACAGAUUAUGUACAGAAAGCUCACAAUAUAUGUCAAAUGUAUGGCACCAGUAUGUACAUGAAAAUACAACGAUAUAUCUCUAA
Messenger RNA from Labrus mixtus (cuckoo wrasse), 2740 nucleotides. RefSeq names its product arfaptin-2-like. The transcript has 10 exons. The record is from RefSeq and is a predicted model, not a curated record. Lineage: Eukaryota; Metazoa; Chordata; Actinopteri; Labriformes; Labridae. Gene Ontology annotation, biological process: regulation of Arp2/3 complex-mediated actin nucleation; intracellular protein transport. Gene Ontology annotation, cellular component: trans-Golgi network membrane. Gene Ontology annotation, molecular function: protein domain specific binding; phospholipid binding. The coding region runs from base 302 to 1474 and encodes 390 amino acids.